UGAGCUAAGAGUAUUUCUCUUUUAAGAAGAUCAAAACUGAGAGUUGUGGGGAACAGAAGCAGAAGAAGGAAAUACUGAACACACCAGAAGGCACACGAGCUGAGAAAGACAGAGAGAGCCUGGCUCUAGACUAUGAAUACUUCUGAGAUGGUGCUAGACUACAACUUCACUAACAGCUCCUUCAACUGUACCAUUGACAGCUUCAAGCAAGUAAUUUAUCCCAUUAUGUAUCUAUUCAUCUUCUUCCUGGGUGUCGUUGGAAAUGGCCUUUCCAUUUAUGUCUUCUUCCAGCCUUCACAGAGGAAGACCUCAGUAAACAUUUACAUGCAGAAUCUGGCUGUUUCAGAUCUCAUGUUUGUGAGCACUUUGCCCUUUCGGGCCACGUACUUCCUGUUGGGAUCACGUUGGAUAUUUGGUGAUACUGUCUGCAGGAUCAUGACUUACAGCUUGUACGUCAACAUGUACUGCAGCAUUUAUUUUCUCACCGUGCUCAGUGUGGUCCGUUUCAUAGCCAUCGUCUACCCACUCAAAAGCUGGAAAGUAACCAACAUGAAGUAUGCCAAGAUAAUAUGCGCAGCUAUAUGGGUCUUUGUGCUGGUAACUGCCAGCCCUCUGUUAAUCAAGGGAGUCACUGGGUACAGCAACCCAGUCAAAUGCUUGGACCUCCAUCCCUCCAGCACACACAGGCUUCUCGUGAUGAACAGCUUUGUCCUUGUCGUGGGCUUCGUUCUGCCAUUUUGCAUAAUUAUUGUGUGCUACGUCUUUGCAAUCAAAGUGUUGCUCAAGUCUAAGACUCCGCAGCGAAAGAAGGCAGUCUGUCACAAGAAGGCACUGUCAACCAUCAUCAUCACUCUCAUCCUCUUCCUCCUCUGCUUCCUGCCAUAUCACGUCCUGCGAACUGUCCACCUGAUGCAUAGCAGCUGCAACCAGGCCAACCUGCCAGUACACAAAGCACUGGUGGUUGCCCUCUGCCUUGCUGCCAUGAACAGCUGCCUUGAUCCUGUCCUUUAUUACUUCGCUGCUGAAGAUUUCAAAGCAAGAAUCAAAAGUUUGUACCGCAGGUAACUGAUGUAGAAUUGAAAAAUAUCUGUAUGGUCCCAGUGGGACGUCUAGAUUGGGUCCAUACUAUUCAAU
Messenger RNA from Colius striatus (speckled mousebird), 1134 nucleotides. It is a transcript of the gene CYSLTR2, whose product is annotated as cysteinyl leukotriene receptor 2. Gene Ontology annotation, cellular component: plasma membrane. Gene Ontology annotation, molecular function: G protein-coupled receptor activity. Bases 133 to 1065 code for a protein of 310 amino acids. The record is from RefSeq and is a predicted model, not a curated record. Lineage: Eukaryota; Metazoa; Chordata; Aves; Coliiformes; Coliidae. The transcript has 3 exons. Gene Ontology annotation, biological process: G protein-coupled receptor signaling pathway.